Mya arenaria is the source of this 1714-nucleotide messenger RNA. RefSeq lists its product as uncharacterized. NCBI's taxonomy places the organism in Eukaryota, Metazoa, Mollusca, Bivalvia, Myida, Myidae. The transcript is spliced from 10 exons. The record is from RefSeq and is a predicted model, not a curated record. The coding region runs from base 75 to 1499 and encodes 474 amino acids.
UUUGUACCCGACAUCGUGAUACCAGAUGUUUUAACGUCCUGAAUGAAGUUAUAGCUGUUAUUAAGUAACACAAAAUGAAUAUAUUGAACUUUGUAAUCGUGAUAAUUAUAUAUUUUUUGGGGGAUAUUUGCAAAGGUCAGGGAGUUUUUGUUUCACAAGAUGAAACGACAUGGAACGAGUCUAGAUGCACCUUGGCACAACCAAGUGUAACCUGCCGGGAUGAUGGCUCAUGCAUUGUUGAAAAUGGUUUGGAAUUUCUAACAAAUGUAGAAGAUCAAGACAAUGGAUUUUGGAUUGGAUAUGCCAAAGCAUGGAUUAGUUAUGCUUAUGUUGGAUGUGAGGAAUUGAACAAUGGAGUCGAAUAUUCUGUUUCAACUCUGGGAGAAUGUAGACGUACAACUGGAUGCAAAACAUUCGGUAUACAGAAAUCAACAGCGGGUUUGCAAUGUCGAUGUGCCAGUAAAAACGCCCCGCGGACACGAACAUGCGAUGAAACAUGUGUAGAAACUGAUCAAUAUCCGUGUGGUGACACAGCCGACACCAACAUAUUCUCAGUUUACACUGUUGAAAAUGUUCCUCCUAGCGAACAUUCACAAGCCAUUCACAAAAACUGCCUACUGUUCUUUUUUAAGUACAGACUUGGAUAUGAUUUUUAUUGGGAGUCAUGCACUUCAAACACCUUCCCAACGCUAUUAUGCAGCAACAAAUAUUUUUCAGAAAACAACCCGAUGGCGGAAGUACAUGAUCCAAUUUAUUCAAACUGGGCUCAGGCUGUUAAAAGCUGCAUUGUUCGAGAAAAAUUCCCUGCAUCGAUAAAAAGUAUUAAAAAUGUGAAUUUUACCGACAAGGACGCGCAGAACCACUGGACGGGGAUAAUUAAAACAGAAUCUAUUAUAUCUCUGAACGAUAUGCUUGGUAAUAGCACCUAUCCACCUUUGAAGUAUGCAUAUGUGGAGAAGAUAAACAAGACUUUUUACGUCAAAUUUGCCAACGAAGGUGACUCGAAAAAAAGAUUGUGCGCAGGAGGUACGUUGCCGUCAACCGCUUAUGGCAAUACAACAUACACAGAUCAAACACAAGCGCCAACAUUUAAUACAACGCCAAUAUCGCUUCCGGUACCUGAAGAAACAACAGAAACUUUAGACAAGGACGAAGGGGGGUCAUCCACUGGAAUAGUGGUCGGUGUUGUUAUUGCUGUGACAUUACUUGUUGUUGGAGUACUUGCAGUUAUGAUUAAGAAAAGGGGCAUGCUCAGGGCUUGCUUUAAAAACACCGCGACAGCAAAGUCUUCAGGACAACCAGACACAGGGGUGUCCACUUCUGUUGAAAAUCAACAACGAGUUGAAUAUGUUAACACAGUAAACAAUGAAAUGGACAAAAACACUGGAAAGAGCAUAAAAGGAAAUGCUUACGAAAAGCUUAACAUUACUACAGGUGUUGACAACUAUCUCUCAAUCGAAGAAAUAAAUACAGACGAGCAUGAAUAUCAAAAUACAUGAAUGCAAAGAGGAACGUAAUAAUGCAAAGAGAAUAUUCGUUUUGCAGCUGUUUUUUAAUAUAAAGUACAUGUAUUUAUUAAUUACAUUCAUAACAUAACGAUAAAGAUGUAUUUAGAUAAAAUGUCACAAUAUCGCCUUUUUAUGAUUCAACAUAAUUAUUCAUAUAUUUAUCAGGCAUUCACAGAAAGCAACAUGUUCACAAUUAAUUAAACGAA